Messenger RNA from Tribolium madens (black flour beetle), 2233 nucleotides. RefSeq names its product 5-hydroxytryptamine receptor-like. Bases 323 to 1966 code for a protein of 547 amino acids. The record is from RefSeq and is a predicted model, not a curated record. Lineage: Eukaryota; Metazoa; Arthropoda; Insecta; Coleoptera; Tenebrionidae. Gene Ontology annotation, molecular function: G protein-coupled receptor activity. Gene Ontology annotation, cellular component: membrane. The transcript has 8 exons. Gene Ontology annotation, biological process: adenylate cyclase-activating adrenergic receptor signaling pathway.
UUUGGCGCUCAACUUUCUCGCAACUGUUUAACUGAGUUCUCGGAACAUUUUUUUAUUUGAAUUUCUAUUGUAAUUGUUGUUAAUUAGAUCGUAUAGUGUUUGUCAUACGAACAAAUAUGUGGAGUUAUUCGUCCUGUAAUAAACUUAGCGUAGUUUCAGUGUACAAACAUGUGACUUAAGUCUUCGGUGAAUUGUUGAACACAAACUGUCACAAUCUUCGCAUUAUUUUAGCCGCAACAUGAAAAUAAGAUUGUCAUAUGCCCGAAAUGUUUCUCAACGACGAAUAUAAUAAUAGGCGUUCUUAACGCAUCUGAACUGCAAGAUGAGGACAGGAAAUAAUCCCUGCUGCAGCUGGAGCGGCUCUGCCAGAGCCACAAUCUUUGUUAUCAUCCUGCCAGCGGCCACUUCCGCCACGUCUUCAGAUCUGUACCACUUUUCCACCGCCGAAAAUGCAACCUCGAUGGAAACCCUCUACGAGCCGUGGAAUUGCACGAAGCUUCCUUGCAAUUUCGAGAACGAAACUCUGACCCAUAACGACACCAACGACACGCUCAGCGAUGCGACCAGAGGCGAGCCUUUGGCCGACCUUAUUCUAAUGGGAUUUUUGUCAGUUGUUCUCGGUCUCAUGAUACUGGUCACGGUGAUAGGUAACGUUUUCGUGAUAGCAGCCAUAUUACUGGAGCGAAACUUGCAGAACGUGGCGAAUUACCUGAUCGUGUCUUUGGCUGUGGCCGACUUGAUGGUGGCAUGUCUUGUUAUGCCUUUGGGUGCUGUGUAUGCGAUAAGUAACAAUUGGAUUAUGGGUCCGGAGUUAUGCGAUAUGUGGACUUCUAUCGACGUCCUAUGUUGCACGGCAUCAAUUUUGCAUCUGGUUGCCAUCGCUCUCGAUCGAUACUGGGCCGUAACAAAUGUAGAUUACAUCCACACAAGAAACAGCCACCGAAUUGGUAUCAUGAUCGUGGUUGUUUGGAGUAUUGCUUUGGUGGUUUCACUCGCACCGCAGAUACCGCAAUUUAAAGACCCCGAAUACUUGAAGAGGAUCCAGGAAAAGCAUCAAUGCUUAGUUAGCCAAGAUCUCAAAUACCAAAUAUUUGCAACAAGUUCCACGUUCUACGUUCCUCUCUUAGUGAUUUUCGUUUUGUAUUGGAAGAUUUUUCAAACAGCAAGGAAACGGAUUAGGAGAAGAAGGGAAAUGAAGGGACAAGUCGUCUUGAAAGUCGAGAAAACAAACAAUAACAGUAAGAUGUCGAAGAAUUUUCUCACGAAGAGGAAAUUCCUCAAAAUGAAAAAAUGUUCAAGCAACAAGAAGUCUUCCGCUGCUGAAGCUUUAGUCUCGUCUCUCGUCAUGAUGGAAGGCCAGUCCACCACCACAAUGGAAAUAGUCGAAGAACAAGAUGAAGUCCAGAGCAACGGUAAGCAAGAAGAAACAACAGCUUUCACGAUAUCGAAGCCGCAAACAUCGAGCUUAGUUCAAAGCAACGCCGAAGUCCCGUUAGUUUCAAACAACGUCUCCCCGGAAAAAACCUCGUCAGCGACCACCAACAACGGCUCAGCGAGUCACCAAAGCCACAUCAGCGAUAUUAGUAGAGUAGAAAUAUUAAAUAAGGAUAUUCCCACGUGUCCGGCGUCCGUCGACAAGCUGAUACCGUCCAGGAGAGAGAAAAAGGAGAGUUUAGAGGCAAAACGGGAACGAAAAGCUGCAAAAACUCUAGCAAUCAUUACCGGAGCUUUCGUGAUGUGUUGGUUGCCGUUUUUUAUUUUGGCAUUGCUUAUGCCGUUGUGCGGGGCCGCUUGCACCAUCAGCGAAUAUAUCUCGAGUUUUGCCUUAUGGCUGGGGUAUUUCAACUCGACGUUGAACCCGGUUAUUUAUACGAUUUUCAAUCCGGAGUUCAGACAAGCCUUCAAAAGGAUCUUGUGUGGAGGACAUAGUAGAGGGCGCAAUUUCCGCUCGGGUAAAAUUAGAUAAAAAUAUGAGUUCCUGGUAAAUGCUGGCGCAGGAUUUUUGGUUCCCAAGGCAGCGGUCUGUCUUCCAUUGUCUUAAUCAAAACCGUUCAUAAAAAACUAACAUUUUCAGAACCGUUGAAAGAAUACUUAAGUAUUUGGAAAUUCCUUAUUCUUUCUGUUUUUGCAAAAUAACUUUGGUAACAUACAGGGUGUCAAUUUUAAAACUUGCAAUCGACAAUAUCUCUAGAACUAAAAACGUUAUGGAGAAUCACUCAAAACCGUUUCGGUG